UAUAUAUCGUGCCAUCCACGUUACCAUGUUUAUAUAUUUGUAUUGAACCCUAAACAGAACCGAUUUAAGUAAAAGGGGCAUAUAACUCUAGAAAGAAAGAAUGAGGGAUUUUAAGAAGAAUCAGCCAUGGAUGAACAAGAAGAGAAGAAGACUAGAGAGAUCCAGAGAUGAUAGAUCACAACCAAACCAUAUUCCUCUUGAUCUAACCUUGGAGAUACUCUCAAGACUUCCUGCGAAAUCGAUCCUGAGAUAUCAAUGCGUCUCGAAGCUGUGGUCUUCUUCUAUCACUCUUCCUAGUUUUAUCAACUCGUUCAUGUCUCGGUCCACUUCACGAUCGCCAACUCUUCUUGUCACCUUCUCAUCAAGUUGGGGAGAUUAUGUUUUCUCGUUUCCUCAACACCAGAUUCCUGACGGAUCGACUUGUUCUUCAUUCUACAGUUAUCAAAUAACGAACACAGAUUGUGACUCUCCACGAUCCCAGAGCGUCCAGGGACUGAUUCUAUUACCCGUGUUAAAAAUUUGGAACCCAACCUUGAGACGGUUUUUAGCCUUACCACAUCCCGGUAAACACAUGUCGUCUCGAGACGGUUGGUCGUCUUAUUUAGGAUACGAUUCAUUGGAGGGUAAACACAAAGUACUUUGUGUAUUAACUAAUAAAUAUUCCGAUCAGCCUCAGGUUCUUACACUGGGAGCUCAAGAAUCAUGGAGAAUAAUAACCAAAGGACGUUGCCCUAUGCAUUCCCCAACUAGUGAAUAUGGGCGAUGCUUCAAUGGGAUUCUGUAUUAUACAGCUCGUCUUCGUGGUGCUGGUCAUGAUAUCAUAAUGAGCUUUGAUGUCAAAUCUGAAAAUUUCAAUAUUAUAAAAUUUCCGGAGGGUCGCUCUCGUAAGCUUCAUAUGAUACCUUAUGAAGGAAGGCUAGCCUUAGUUACUCAUGAUUAUCAUGUUGCUAAACUCUAUAGUUUGAAAGAUGCACAUGGACACGAAUGGACACGUGAAUGCUUUGUUCUUCAUUUACCAUGUGAGAACCUACAGAGGGAUUGUAUACGUUUCAGGGGCAUUACUGAUGCUGGUGAGUUUAUUUUUGCUCCAUGUCGUUUCAAAGAAGCCUUUUAUAUUUUAUAUUUAGAUCCGAGGAGAAGCAGUACUAGAGAAGUGUUUUUUGAAAGAAAUAUGGGUGAGUUUAGACGCCGUUGUGGACUUUCUAGCAGCCACACGCUCACUAUGGAUGUUUUCCCAAAUCACAUCGAGAGUCUCUUUUCUUUGUAGAGCCACCGCCUUCGGUUCUCAAUGUUACUUUGUUUUUUUGUAGAGCACCGUCUUAGGUGCUUAAUUAACGUUCUCCAGUGAUUCUCUUUAUGUUUUUGACUUUUUCGUGUGAUCUUUUCUGAGAACAUAUAUUGUGUACCUUGAUGUUCUCCAAUGUUACUCCAACAAUGCUUCAAUGAUUCUUAAGUUAUGUCCGUAUUGAGACUUA
Brassica napus (rape) is the source of this 1475-nucleotide messenger RNA. RefSeq names its product putative F-box protein At1g50870. The transcript has a single exon. The coding region runs from base 101 to 1267 and encodes 388 amino acids. NCBI's taxonomy places the organism in Eukaryota, Viridiplantae, Streptophyta, Magnoliopsida, Brassicales, Brassicaceae. Gene Ontology annotation, molecular function: protein binding. The record is from RefSeq and is a predicted model, not a curated record.